AUGGACGAAAAUGAUGAUGAAUUUGAUUCUUUUCAAAGUGGUUUCCAUACUGAGACCAAGAGUUCCACCACCAAUCCAAUCGGUGUCAAACAGGCGUCACAGUGUCCACCACCAGCUAUGGAUAUGCUGUCAUCAUCACCACCUGAUUUCGAUGGCCCUCCACCUCUGACUACUAAUGAAUACGGUGAUGAGGAUGAUUUUGCCUUUCCUAGUGUAUUAAGUGGAGCCCAGUUUGAUUUUCAAAAGCCUCAAGGUGAGAGAGAUGUCAACAGCCAUACCGAUCAAACUGAGUUGCGAUCCGAUCAAGAGAAUCGAACGGAGAAAGGAGCAAAAUCCAAUACCCACAAUGUGGAGAACAAAGAUGUCAAGAGUGAAACACAUCUUCCUCCAUCCUUGCCUGACAGUAAUACUACUGCUGGCGAUGAUUUUGUGGCUUUUCCAUCGUUCUCCAACGAUGAUAGUAAGCAGCAAAUCAAUGCUCCUCCAUUCUCGACAGAGAGUAAUACUGCUGGCGAUGGUUUUACUGCUUUCGCAUCAUUCUCCAACGAUACCACCAACCAAAGCGAAAGUAAUUGGUUCGCAGCUGAUUUCAGCAAUCCUUCCACUAGUAGCAAAGCAAAUGAUUAUGAGAGGGAGGAUGAUGAAGAUUUGCAGUGGGGAGCUACUUUUCCCAGUAGCUCGAAACCUGAAACGCAAAAGGAUAACAAUAGUAACUUUGACCAGUUUUCAAUGCUGUCUUCACCAACAACGGCUAAAGAGGAUACUAAAGUGGCAGAAAGUAAAAGUGACUCCCCACCAUAUAUACAUACACCACCGCCAUUAGAUGAUUUGACGGAUAGGCAAGAUUCACUGGAUAUUGGGCCUACUACGUUAACUGAUUUUGAAAGUGAUUAUCCUGAUACAGCAUUUGCAUCUCCUAAUUAUAAGCCGUCAAAUCUUUUUCCAUCGGUGCAAGAGCAAAGUGAUAUCAUGACACAAAGCAAAGAAAAUACAGACACCAUUGGCCAAAUCAAUGAUAGCGUCAUCGAUACCAAUGCUGCAACUGAAACCUUGAAUUAUCCUUUUGCAAGCUCUGAAUCUGGUACUAAUGAUGGUGCUAGCUUGAAGACUGUCAACCUGGACUCAGAUCAGAAGAGUAAUGCGACUGUUGAAGAAAAGACAAAGAAGAUCAAUGUCAAUGCUACUGAUACUGCUUCGACUAACAGUGGAUUUCAAGCUAAUUUUACUCAGCAAGCAGUCACUGAAAGACACGGCGAUGAAGAUGAUUUAUUUCAUCCUAGAUUGGAUAGGCAAGAUAACGAGAACACUCUUACCGAAAAUCGCAUCCCGGAUAAUUCCACACUUGAUUCACAAAAUUCUAUCAAUCAACUAAAUACCAACAAGAAUCUAGAUCAGUCAAAUAAAUUGAAAGCUGGUGUAAUUCCAUUGGAGUCCAAGGAAUCAAAUGCUACUGAAAAACAAGCUGAAGAUAGUGUUGAUCACUUCGGUGACUUUAAUUUAGUACAGCAACCAACUGUUUCUAAAAAAUCAGAAUUAGCUUUGAUAGAUAAAACUGACGAUAAUUCUGGUCAUUUUGGAGAUUUUAAAUCGAUGGAACAAAACACGACUGUAACUACUGCGUCAAGUAAUGCUGAUGAUUUUACUAACUUUGGAGAUUUCAAGUCGACAGACCAAAACACUCCUCUAACUACUACAUCAAAUGAUACGGAUGACUUUGCUAAUUUUGGUGAUUUAAAGUCGACAGACCAAAACACUGCUGUAACUACUACAUCAAAUAAUACUGAUGACUUUGCUAGCUUUGGAAAUUUGAAGUCAACGGAACGAAACACUACUGUAUCAAGUAAUACUGACGACUUUGCUAACUUUGGAGAUUUCAAGUCGAUGGAACAAAACGUUACUGUAACUACUACCUCAAGUAAUACCGAUGACUUUGCUAAUUUUGGAGAUUUCAAGUCACCGCAGCAAAAUACCACUGCAGUUGAUACAUCAAGUAAUACUGAUGAUUCUGCUAAUUUUGGAGAUUCCAAGUUGACGCAACAAAAUACGGCUGUAGCCGAUACGCCAAGUUUCAGUUCGACAGAACAAAAUACUACUGAAAUAGCUACAUCAAAGAAUGCCGAUGAUUAUGCCAAUUUUAGAAAUUUCAAGUCGGUGCAACAAAAUAAUAGCAAUAAAGUUGAUAACUUAGAAUCAGCAAAAAGUGCUAAUAUACCAGCAACAAAUGAUUUUGGCGAAGACGGCUUUGGGGACUUUAAAUCUUUACACCCUUCGACUACCACUGUUGAAGAUAAUUCUUCAUCAGCGGGACAUACUAAUGACGAUGACGAUUUUGGUGAUUUUGAAACUCCACAAAAUAACAACACUAUUAAUGAAAAGCCAAACACCUUAUCUGCAGAUGAUGACUUUGGUGACUUUGAAACGCCACAAAAUUACACAUUGGAUGAAAAACCAAAAGUCUUGCCUAAAGAUGACGACUUUGGUGACUUUGAAACGCCACAAAAUUACACAUUGGAUGAAAAACCAAAAGUCAACCCUAACGAUGACGACUUUGGCGAAUUUGGAGAAUUUAAAUCGCCCGGUAGUACUAAGAAUAUUCAAGACAAAAGCUUGCACAAAAGCAACUUUAGCAAUGUCUCAACAGCAAAAGCUCCUGGUAUACCGAAAUUACCCCAACAUUCUAAUAGUAAUUUAUCGAUGAAGGCUCCUGCAUAUAUCACUUCUACACUUAUCCAAGAGACUGUUAAUCAAACGUUCCAAACAAAAAAUAAUAAAAUUGUAAAUGGUUCAAAUUUUCAAUUAUUAGAAAAAGAGUUGUAUAAUCGCAAUCGCUGCAACAAAAUGUGGAAAACUAUCAUCGAAACGGAGCAAGAUUAUACUUUUGUAUGGACGGAUUCCUGCAAUCAAAAGAGUCUUUUGAAUUCUGUCGGAGUCGAUCUAAAAGCCUUGACCAUUAAGAUGGACCCAAACAAACAAGCUGGCAUGCAAGACAAUUUUGGUAAUGCCUUUGGGGAGCUGGAUGACUUUCUGGGAGGAGCAAUGUCGUCGCCUGGGAUUGGAAAACCCACGCCGUCCAGCACUAUGAUCAAGUCUAAUCCGUCGACUACAGUUUUUGACUUCCUUAAUAUCACUGAAAGCUCCUCAGAGAGUGUUAAUACCAAACGCGAAGAGUCUAAAGAAAAUAAAUAUAUGGAUAUAUUUUCACUGACAAUGGAAGACUCCGUAGGUGAUAAAGGUCUUUACGAAAAAGAUCUAUUAAAUUUAGGUAUUUCUCCUCUUCAAACUCCGGUCAAAGAAAAGAAAGAGCAAAGCAAUGCUGCGCAUUUUAUCGCAUUUGUUCGCAAUAGUAGUACGGAGAGUAAUGAGAAUUUAAGUGAUGAGGCAAAAUCUAUACUUGCAAAACUACCUGAUUUAUCUUUUAUGCUAAGUAAAACUAUCGCUUUCCCGUCACUACCUACUACUGGAUGAGCGUGGUAGUACUGAAAAAAAUAACAAUUAAAAGAAGAUACAACUGGAUGGUCUAGGCUGCUAUUGAAUGAAUGAUAUACUGCUUGCUGCUUUAGCUAUUGAUAGUUAAAAUUAUCAAUUUUAUAGUAUAUGAAUGCAGCUAUAGUAAAUGCGGAUUAAUUAUUAGUAACUUGAUGAAAAUAAUAUUGUAAUUAUUGACCCAAUUGAUAAAAACACAUCUUUUACGACGUAUUACUUAAUGUACGACAUGUAUUUGUAAAUACUGAAUAUUUGCUGCAAUUUGAUUGCAUAGUAAAAGUUUUUCAACUGUUUAAAUAUAGAUACUAAAUUUCAUGAUUGUAAAUAAUUUUAUUCACAAUAUUGAUAAAUUUUGUGUUUAGUUAAUAGUCCUACAAAUUUAAUGUCUUUGUCACUCGCCACUGCCGUAAAGAGUAAAAUAUGUACACGAUGCAGCUUUAUGAAUAUACUUUUCUAUGCAUUGUAAAGCUUGGGCAUUUUCUAAAAAUUUAUACGCUGUCUUCUUUACUGCGACUCAGGCUAUUUAAAUAAUGUAAAUAUUCAACUAAGAAAAGAGUCGACUAUAGAGCGAUACUCGCACCUUUAUAGGACGUUUUUGUACAAUUACGUGCUGGAAUAAUAAGUUCAUACAGUAAAUAAAGUCAAUUACUGU
Messenger RNA from Trichoplax adhaerens, 4135 nucleotides. RefSeq lists its product as uncharacterized. The transcript has 9 exons. Gene Ontology annotation, biological process: intracellular transport. Gene Ontology annotation, molecular function: clathrin binding. The coding region runs from base 1 to 3465 and encodes 1154 amino acids. The record is from RefSeq and is a predicted model, not a curated record. NCBI's taxonomy places the organism in Eukaryota, Metazoa, Placozoa, Uniplacotomia, Trichoplacea, Trichoplacidae. Gene Ontology annotation, cellular component: AP-1 adaptor complex; trans-Golgi network membrane.